This is a messenger RNA of Carlito syrichta (Philippine tarsier), 733 nucleotides long. Its product is annotated as GTPase-activating Rap/Ran-GAP domain-like protein 3. The record is from RefSeq and is a predicted model, not a curated record. The transcript is spliced from 6 exons. Bases 220 to 564 code for a protein of 114 amino acids. Lineage: Eukaryota; Metazoa; Chordata; Mammalia; Primates; Tarsiidae.
AUUUUUGUCUUAGUGAGGUAUGAUCAACAAAAUGACAAUUACAGGCUGAAAAUAUUUUCUGAAGAGAGUGUGCCACUCUUUGGUCCACCCUUGCCAUCCCCACCGGUGUUUACAGACCACCAGGAAUUCAGGGACUUUUUGCUAGUGAAAUUAAUUAAUGGUGAAAAAGCCACUUUGGAAACCCCAACAUUUGCCCAGAAACGUCGGCGUACUCUGGAUAUGUUGAUUCGAUCAUUAUAUCAGGAUUUGAUGCCAGAUUUGCAUAAGAACAUGCUUAAUAGACGAUCUUUUAGUGAUGUCUUACCUGAGUCGCCCAAGUCGGCACGGAAGAAAGAGGAGGCCCGCCAGGCAGAGUUUGUUAGAAUAGGGCAGGCACUAAAACUGAAAUCCAUCGUGAGAGGAGAUGCUCCAUCAAGCAUGACAGCCUCAGGGAUCUGUAAAAAAGAGCCUUGGGAGCCCCAGUGUUUAUGCAGUAAUUUCCCUCACGAAGCCGUGUGUGCAGAUCCCUGGGGCCAGGCCUUGCUGGUUUCCACUGAUGCUGGCGUCUUGCUAGUGGAUGGUUAGUGAGUAGCUGCUCCUACAAAUGUCUUUUUUGUGUAAUUGCAGUACUUAUAAGAUGAGUGACCACCAAUCAAUUCCCUUUAGAUAAAAAAAUGUGUGGUCUGCAGAGAGGUUAGCAGAGUUUCAUUUCCUAUGAAAUUAAACCCUUUGUUUUCAGGGCAAACAGAGGAAA